UAAAUAUUUUGUUAUUUUCAAAACUUAUUUUUAAACUUAUGAGUUAUAAUCUUAUUUUUGUUAAAAAAAAAAUAUAUUAGUAUAUAUACGAUUUUGACGUAUAUCAUUACACUCAAAAUCCUGGCACAAGGAUAAGUAAGAUUAAAGAAGAGAACGAUCAAAUUUAUAAAAAAGUGUAAAAUUUUAUUACAAUGUGACGAUUUAUCAAGAAGAAUCAUGGCAUGUUCAAAAAAAAAUAGCUGGUGUGUGCCAUCAUUCGACAGUGCCGUCAUAAAUAAGCCUGUGGUAAAGCGUACUAGUUCAGUAGCAUUAGAGAAUGAUAUAUUGGACAGGUCAUUUACGCAAAAUAAAUCUCAACGGAGACAUGAGACCAGUUUAUCUAAACUGCUUGAAGCGUGUGAGCCACGUAAGCUCUCUGACUUGGCAAUCAGCAAGCAAAAGCAAAAUGAAAUUUCUGUUUGGCUUCGGUAUAGAACUUCGAAGGCACAGCCUUCCAUGCUAGUCCUUUCUGGUCCUUCUGGUUGUGGCAAAACAGCAGCUAUAAAACUGCUUGCUCAGGAACAUAAAUUCGACAUCAUCGAAUGGAUUACCCCACUUGAUCCAGUUGAGGAUGAAAACAAACGCGUGAUGCGACAAGGAGACCGGUUUGAGGACCAUUUAAUUCGCGCGACACGGUAUCACACAGUACUCGGUACGUGUUCCAAGCAGUUACUUCUCAUUAAAGACCUUCCAAAUGUCUAUCAAGAGGACCACAAAAGUUUCUUCUCACUUCUGGAAAAAUAUUUCCAAAUAGGUAGGGAGCCUAUAAUAUUCGUGUGCACGGAGGCUAGUAACUCAAGGCUGGUGCAGACCUUGUUUGCUCCAACUAUAAGAGAAAAGUUUGGUAUUGAUUUCAUUAACGUGAACGCGGUCACACAGACGGCGAUGAAAAACGUGAUGAAACGCGUGUCCGGUAUACUGAACUCCAUCGCCAGCGACAUGCUGCAUAUUUCCCAGCAGCACAUCGACGAGACGUUGUCCAAUAGUAUCGGCGAUGUACGCAGUGCCAUGUUAAAUCUUAUUUUUAUUUCUCUCAGAGUGCCUGAACGAUGGUCGAAGAACGAGUGUGGAGUACGGGAGGAAACCUUGGGUUUGCUGCAUGGCGUCGGAAGGGUCAUUAAUCCAAAAAGGGACCCAGAUAAUCCGUGCAAGUUUGCACAUGAUCCCGAAGAGAUAACCGGCUUCUUCCAGUCGCAAGCGGUGAUAUUCGUUCAAUUUCUUCAAGAAAAUUAUCUGAACACUAUAAGAACUAUAGAGGAAGCCACGAUGGCCUCUGAUAUCUUAAGCUUAGGUGACGUUUUGAAUUCCGAAUGGCGGGAUCGUAACUUAGGUAAAGUUGCGCUUCUGUACUGCAUUCGCGGCUUGAUGUUAGCCAAUGAGAAGCCAGUGUCUGGUUGGAAUCCCACGAGAAAACCGCGGGAUAACUACAGUAAUAUACGUCGGUGCUUGGCGAAGGCAGAAACAGAGUGGUACGAGUCGAUGAUCAAACCCGUUUUGAAGGAAACGAACGAAGUGGUCGAUGACAACGUCGAGAUAUUUAUUGAAGAUGAUUAAAGAACAGGACGUGGAAUUAUAUCAACAUACGUUCCUUUCGAAACCGGCUGUAUUGGAGAAGUAUUUUGCGUUUGCCUCGUUCACCUUUUUCUCCGCAGCUUGUGGAUUGACAAUUUCGAG
Molecule: messenger RNA, 1713 nt
Organism: Harpegnathos saltator (Jerdon's jumping ant)
Lineage: Eukaryota; Metazoa; Arthropoda; Insecta; Hymenoptera; Formicidae
Product: cell cycle checkpoint protein RAD17-like
Exons: 10
Coding region: 217-1593 (458 amino acids)
Biological process (GO): DNA damage checkpoint signaling; DNA repair; mitotic DNA replication checkpoint signaling
Molecular function (GO): DNA clamp loader activity; chromatin binding
Source: RefSeq, a predicted model, not a curated record